Molecule: messenger RNA, 957 nt
Organism: Macrosiphum euphorbiae (potato aphid)
Lineage: Eukaryota; Metazoa; Arthropoda; Insecta; Hemiptera; Aphididae
Source: the annotation of a GenBank genome assembly
AUGCCGAAUAGAAAUGCUCUACUGCAACAAAUAAAGCGUGUUAGAAGGGAAAAUACGCCAUCGCAACCUCAAUCAUUAGAAGAUCUAACAAUUCCCGAUUCACUGAGAACUACAAUUGGCGGGGAGUUAUUUUUAAUUAAAGAUUCAACCAUUAGUGAUGAAAAACUUCUACUAUUUUGUACUAAAAAUAAUGUUCAACGGCUGUCGCAUACUCGUUAUUUAAUUAUGGAUGGUACGUUUUGGACAGUCCCGACAAUAUUUAGACAGCUAUAUACCAUACAUGCACCUGUAGGAGGAGACAAUUUUCGAGUUUUGCCACUAGCAUAUGCUUUAAUGUCAUCAAAAUCUGAAACCCUGUAUAUACGUCUUUUUCAAGACUUAAUUUAUUUUUGCGAAGAUAAUGGCGGGCAACUAAAUCCAUAUUGGAUAAUGACAGAUUUUGAACAGGCGGCAAUAAAGGCAUCAAAAGCUGAGUUUCCUAACGUGAAAAACAAGGCAUGUUUUUUUCAUUUAUCUCAAAGUACUUGGAGAAAAAUUCAAUCAUCUGGCUUGGUGAAUUUAUAUGGUACAAACGAAGAGUUUAGUUUAAAAAUAAGACAAAUGCUUGCCCUGGCUUUUAUUCCAUCUGAAAAUAUACCUGCAGCAUUUGAUGAACUUAAAGCGACAUUUCCUCCUGAAGCUGAAGAAGUUGUCCAAUGGUUUGAAGACAAUUAUGUACAUGGCCGGAUUCGUCGCCGAAACCAAAGAAAUGGUAAUAUUAUACGCACAGACCCACUUUUUCCGCCCAAACUUUGGUCUGUGUCAGAAUUAAUGGACCACGGAAUUCCUAGGACACAAAAUAUUGUCGAAGCUUGGCAUCGACGUUGGUCAACUUUGGUUGGUAAACCUCAUGUUGGAGUCUAUACAAUGAUAGAGGAGCUUCAGAAAGAACAACAACGAGUUGACUUGGAAAUUUAA